Molecule: messenger RNA, 2197 nt
Organism: Gasterosteus aculeatus aculeatus (three-spined stickleback)
Lineage: Eukaryota; Metazoa; Chordata; Actinopteri; Perciformes; Gasterosteidae
Gene: il6r
Product: interleukin 6 receptor
Biological process (GO): immunoglobulin mediated immune response; cytokine-mediated signaling pathway
Cellular component (GO): external side of plasma membrane
Molecular function (GO): cytokine receptor activity; protein binding
Source: RefSeq, a predicted model, not a curated record
CAACCAGAGGAAGCUACUAACUGCUCACACAGCCCCGUCUGGGUUUUGCUUUCAUUGGGAGGAGACGAUGAGAGCCACAACACUCGAACCUGUAAGUGAUGGUGUGAGGACCCGGUGAGGGGAGACUCGUGUGCAAACAUGCGGGUUUUUCUCCCUUUGCUGUGCGUUCUGUGUGCGGCACGUGUCCAAGGCAUUUUCGACGGAACCUGUCCCAGAAAAGACUCUCCCCCCGGCGUGUUGGUUGUACCUCCGGGCAGUACGUUGCUGUUGAGCUGCAGCGGCCGCGUGGAGGUGGACGGAGUGAAGGUCAGCGUUCACAAGAACAGUUCAAACAACAGAAGAGGGAGUUCUUUAAAUGUCACCCCGUCCAGCGCAAACAUUACAAGCACAGCUGGAGUUUUGACGAAAGGCCCAAAACGCGCUGCGAAAAAGACCGUAAGUGAGGAACCCCGGUGGAACUCCACCUCGGCAGCGGGACGCAGAAGCCUCGGACUUGGUCCCGGUGCAGAACACGCAGCUUCCGCCACCAGUCCGAGCACGCUGCUGGAGGACGAACCCGACUGGGAGGCGAAGGCGAUGGAUGGAGCCGGCGAUUAUGAGGAGGAAGAGGAGGGAGCGGAGGGAGCAGGGAGCAGAGUCACUAGGGGCGUAACGUCCAGGCUGCAGUGGAAGUGGAAGUGGAACGGUAGGACGGUGCGAAAGGAGGGCAGAGACCAGGGGGCGAUCACGUUGGACAGGAGAGGGGCCUCGCUGUCUCUGUCCUCGGUGGGACUGACGGACUCUGGGAAGUACGCGUGUUAUCACAGAGGCAGAGAGAGGUUCUCCUUGAAGGUGAAUGUUGCAGACCCUCCAGAGAAUCCCAGCCUGUCCUGCUACAAAAGCUCCCCCAGCAGUAAGAUUCGCUGUGAGUGGGCACCUCAGACGCCCGUCACGAUAUCGCCUACCUGUUACCUCUUGCUCAAUAAAAGCCCGACCGACGUAUUCCAUCGAUCGGCGUGCUCAUACUCGCCGCGGCGCUCUCGCUGCUGGUGCGCCCUGGGCCACAACGAGGACGAGCAGAGAACCGUCCACACGGUCUACCUGUGUGUCACCAGCAUCGCGGGGAACGCCACCAGCGCCCCGCUGCACUUCAUACCUCUGGGCAUUUUGAAGCCCGAACCUCCUUCGGACGUGGCGGUGCGACAGGAGGAGGGGCGGGAGAAGUGGAUGACCGCUACCUGGGGUUUGCCGAACUCCUGGAAGUCUCAAGACCGCUAUUACGAGCUGAUCUACGAGAUCAAAUACCGGCCUCUCAAGUCCACGUUAUCUCACGGGCAGAGGCACACGACGAAGCAGCGCUCGUACACUAUCGUUGACGCGAUGCCCGGUGUCGAGUACUUGAUUCAACUGCGAAGCAGGGAGGAGUACGACGGUCUGUGGAGUGACUGGAGUACGCCGGUCUACGCCAGCAGCUCGGCAACAGCCAAAGGGCCAAUCGAGUCGUCGGAGGAUGAUCUCUCUGCACCAACGUUUCCAGUAUAUCCAGAUGUUGAGGGCAGCUCUGGUACAGAUGACGAUGUGUUUUUUGCUCCUGAGCCAGUCCAAAGUGGUACCGAGGUGUUACAUGUCAUUUGGAUCUCCGUUUCAUUAUCCUUCUUGUCGGUCAUUUUGGUUGCCUACAUAUUGAGACACAAGGACAGACUUAUGCCAAAGCUCCGGAGUCAGGGACUCGUCGUCAUACAGCGUGCUGACUCUGCGCCGCCUCCGCCUCCCACCGCAACACCUCCAGAAGGGCAGGUUCAGGUGACCUUUAGGCCUCCGGGUUACAACAAAACCCCGCAGAGCGACGUGGAAGAAGAGGAAGAAGAAAAUGAAGAACAGCUCCUGAAGGAGACUGCAGAAGGCGUCCACUUGAACAACACAAGUUAUUUUUUUCUGCAUAGGGACUGAUGAGCAAGCAGAAAAGGGAAUAUAUUUCUCCUUUCCUUUUCGGAAAAGACGGAUAAAGGAUACUGGACACAAUUGUUAUUUGUUCUCCUUUAAGCUUCGGGUGGAAACAAACUCAGGAACUGGUCGUGAUCUGUCUCUCACUCGCUACUGUAUCUUCAACAAAAUACCUCUCAAAUAUGUUUUGCUCAAGAGCGGCCUUUGCUCUCUGUCUUCUGUCUGUGCCCAGUUAAUGUGUGUUAAUAAACUGUAUACUUUUUGCCUCAUUAUA